AUUAAAAGUGAAGGAAUUCUUAGAAAUAACUAUCGUUUGGUUAUAUCACAUAAAAACUGCUCAAACUCAAGAAUCAAGCUGUUGAACAAGUGCUGACAUUGCUGAUGUGUGUGUGUGUCGAGCUAAUAGGUCGACCAACCAAAACCAACCAACCAGUCAACCAGUCGCUCUCCCUCCCUCGCACUGUACUGUCCUCCGUCUGCUCCCCUCCUUCGCUCCUCACCUAUGCGCCAGCCCGCGGCCCGCACUCCGCAACCCACCCGCCUGCCAGUCAGCGUUAAGUUGUCAAACUCUUUGCACGUAUUGAGGUGUCGUUGGCAUAGACCUCUUUACGUCAUAGUUAAUUUUGUGCUCAUUUUAAAGCGAACACUAUUCAAGUACCUACUUGGAAUUGGGUGUGAACCCAGAUAUGGUGUGUUGUUUCCAUGUAAUCUCAAUAUUGCUCUUUUAUUGAGACAACAUUUAGUGGAAUAUUUGUGAAGUUUAUUUAUUCAGUGUUUGUGACGCUACAUUUGGAUCGAAAAUCUAAUCACAAUAAAGUGAAGUGUUAGCUGGCAUCUGUUACUUUUGUGUAGAUGAUUAUGCUCUAAACGAGCUAAGUGAUUUGUGUUUAUUGGAUUGCUUGGAUUCCUAAUUGCUAAAUGGCUAAUGUUACGCUGCCAUCGAAAUUGAAAUCAUGAGCGCGAAUGGGGGCUCUAAUACACAUCCAGCGGGAUAGCUGUUAUCAGAAGGGGCGUUCAUUGCUGAGGGAGUAUGGAUGGGGCUUUCAAUAAUGUACUGGAAGGGACACGCCAGUACUUUAUGGGAGUACCAAAGCAGGUGCAAGGUGAAGGAUCUGGGCAACCGGUAUGGCCUGCUAGUACGUCGCCACCUGAGGAAGGAACACCAGCUCAAUCCGGCGCACCAGCCGCUACUUCUCGCCCACCUUCAACAGCCGCAGCUCCUCCAGCACCAUCAGAAACUCCUCCCAUGGCUGUACCAGCCCCACCCCGUCCGCCGUCUGAACCAAUAGAACCCGAGCCGCAUAUUAUACAUAAAGCAACUGUGAUGCGAGAAGCAGCAGAAAAGCGGCGAGAGAUGCCUGACAUAGAAGACGAAGAGGAACCAGGGGAUACACUUUCCCCACCAUCGCAUAUAAUUCGCAAACCGCCACAGCCAUUACCCUCACCUGCCCCUGCUCAAGCGGCACCGAGUCCGUCCCCCGUAAGACCACCAUCCGUUGCCCCACCAGCGGCAGUCGUCCCGGAACCGCAGCCCGAAUUGCUGCAUCGUGCGGCUUUGCAUUGUGUGCAAACUCCAACGUCAAGACCUGCAGAGCAUUUUGCACAGAGUCGACCACCGGAUCCUUAUUCGUCUUCACGGCCGCCGGAAUCAUAUCGGCACUAUCCAUAUGAAACAAACGGUCCAGAAAAUAACCGUAAUUCUCACGUAUCAAUAGCAUCACCACAGCCUGUACUUACCUCGCGCAACAGUCCUCAAACAUACGCAAGGUUAUCCAGUUCUGUACCCCAACAUGCCGCCAGUCGUUUACGCGAAGCUUCCGUGCAUAGCUCUCCUGCACAACGUUAUGCUGUGUCAAUGCCGCAACCACCGCCUCCGCAUAAUGACCGCGUUCCACCGAUACACCAUCCCCAAACACCACCUUUACAAAAGCUUACUUCAGGCGAUGUCAGAUCUGUACAUCUUUACCCGCCUAUCCAACAUCGACGAGAAUCUUCGCCUUAUACGCGGCCAUCUUCACAGUUUGAUCGUCAUCCAACUGUACCACCAAGAAAGUAUGAUCCUCAGCAAGCAUAUUCUGGUUAUAGACAAGCAACGCCGCAACCUUUACAAAAUCAACGAAUAGAUACACACCAUCAGGUGCCGUAUAAACACGCAAUAGACCUUAUGAAUUCAAAUUACUCAUCUCGGCCAUCUGAGCGGUCACCAGUACCAGUACCACAAGCACCACAUUCCCAUGACGCCACGCGUUUAUCGUCGCGAAUGGACUACCAUAGCAUAAGCAGACCAGUCGAUUCUAGAAGUUCCUAUCCAUACGCAACAUCAGGCACAACAGCAUUGCGAUAUGCUCCCGGUGCUUCUUUGCCCGCUACAAUAAAUUCUACUCCUGCGUCAAGGUCCCCUUAUCGUACUCCGGUCACCCAUAAAACGAACUAUGACUAUGCAACAUCGAACUCAGUCCAGAGUUCAUCGGUCCGUUCUUCGACUAAAGCUGGUUACCCCAAUCAACAAACUCGAAUGACAGUUUCAGUAACGUCGAUAGUAAAUCAAAUGAAUCAAACCAAACAGAAGCAAGAAUCACCAAUCACAGGAGCAUCACAAGUGAAUCACCUUGAUCAAACGAAACAGAAACGUGAGUCCCCUUUGGAUUUAUCAGUGAAGACGGUGAAAAAUUCUGCAGACUCUUCAACAACACAGGACGACGCAGUAGAUUCCGCAUCAGUCGAAGGCAAAAUAUUACAUGCACUGCAACCACGUCCUUCGAGUAGUCGUCAAGCACCUCCAGUAGGCUAUACAGCUGCACAUAAAGUAGAUUUCGCUCCUAAUUUUACAACUCAAUACGGAGAAAGAAGCACAAAUGUUUCUUACAAUCCACCAACACCGCAGCUUCAUAAUUCUGUAAGAUAUAACGGCACCUAUGAUUCUCGAAGAUUACCUGAAAGUUAUCCAGUAGAAUCUUCUCAUGUCUACGCAGAGCGGAGUAAAUAUGGCGUGUCUGUAGCCAGAGCAGAUUAUGUGCCGAGAAUAGAUAUUACUAGAGCGUCUGGUGAUCCAUGUCCGGUUGAUAAUAGAAUUCGUGAUGAUCGAACCUUCAUAAUAGAAGAAAGAAAACGACCUCAGGGUCCCAUAGUUAGCAACAUUCCUGAUAAAAUUGUUCGUUAUGAGACAUGGAGUUCGGAUAGUCGGAUAGAUCGCACUGGACAAUCAGCCGUCAGAGAACAACAUGAGUUAAUGCGACAGCCUGUUUACAACUAUAGCAGUCAUAAACAAUUUGAAGCCUAUCAAAAUGAACAAAAGCGUUCCAAAUCAUCGGCCGCGUACCGCGAUCGCAUUCAUCAUCCUAAUCAUGGAUAUCCUAGUGGUGGUCCUUACCCUGAAAUACCUUCACGGGAUCUAAGUCAGUAUCAUGCUUUGUACCAGGAUAGAAAUACAUCAGUAAACGCCCGGCAUCAUGUUAUACAAAGAAUUCCGAGCCAUAGAGAAGUUCAUUCGCAACAUGUAGAUCCAAACAGAGUUCCAGCCGAUAAAAGAGUAUUAAGUAUCCUUAGAAAUAGUUUAGAAACUAAACAAUCUGGUUUUUCUGAUGCAUCUCGUCCAACAAAGCAGAUACCAGAACUGAUAGUAAUAGAUGAUGUAGAUGAUUCUGUAAUAGAUAUAGAUCUUACUAAAGACAAUGAUCAUCCUGAAACCAAAAAACCAAAUGUAACUAAAUCAUCUGAAGCUAUUGCUCCAAACCCAGAAAAUCAUAAUAUACAAAUGCCUAAAGCUGUUGAUUCACUACCACGAGAUUCUGAAUAUCAUAAACUCGACAACACUGAUUUAAAAAGAAAGACACCAGAAAAUGAUGUUGCCAGAAUUAGAACAAAAGCAGAGUUAAAAGUAAUGCCUCCAUCGCAAGACAGUGGAAUCAAAUCAAAUGUUAAACAUGAUUUAGUUACAGAAAGUGACGGAAAUAAAUUACUACCUAAAUCACAGAAGCAACAUUUAUUUAAUCAAAUACGAAAAGAUAAUCUAAGAUUUGAAUCUGUCAUACGCUCUGAUAAUACUUCUGAAGCACUUAUUCCAGACGUUAAGUCUGAGCCCAUGAAUAUUGAAGAAAUAGAGAGAGAUGCAGAAAUUUCUAUUAAAACAGAACAUCUAUUGGAAAAUUUAAAUCCCGAGCGCGGUAAUUUGAAUGAAGACAAACCUGCUGAUGAUUUAGAUUGGGCUAGUGCCUGUGAUAGUUUUGUAGAGCAACUGAAGUCAGGUUGCCACAAGAAAAAAAAUACCAAAAAACUUGAUGAAACAGAUAACAAUAAUGAAAGCAAAUUAGAGCCCGAAGAAACUUCGCUACCGCCCCCAGAAAUUACAAUUACCGAACCUGAAGUUGUUGUCAAACAGGAACCGAUAGACGAAGAUGAAAUAAAACCUUUAGAUGAACCGUCGAAUAUAAACGUAGAGGUCAAAAUAGAAAAUAUAAAAGAUAAUGAAAGCACAGUGCAACAUACUAUCCUAAACAAAAAUGAAAGGAACAAUUCUAAAUCUGAAAAAGGUAACAAAAAUGCGACCAAACCAGAAAAAUCAAAAAAGGACAAAAAAAUUGAUAAAGAGAAACCAGUGAAAACUAAAUCAAAAUCAAAGAGCAAAUUAGAGAAAAAUGAAAACAAUUCUUCAUCGCCGAAUACAAAAAAAGAUAAACUUAAAACCUUUAUAAAAGAAGAAUCUGAAUCUACGGAUGAUGAUGAGCCGCUCAUAAAAAGUAAAAUACUUAAAGAUAAAGAACAAAGUGAACGUCUCAAACAUCAACUUCUUAAAGACUUAUCUGAAAAGUCUGCUUACGUCAAAUUAGAAUGCUGUGACGUAGACGUUAAUAAAAACAACAGAAAAUCGCUCGACUAUGACUCCACUAAAGGAAAAGAAGAGAAACAAAACAAAGGUAAACUCUCGAAGACAAAAACAAAAGGGAAAUCUCUUUUCGCCGACAAUACCAAAAACGAAAAGCAGAUUGUAGACUCGAGUACAGACAGCGACGAUGAGAAACUAAGUGUCGCCAGUAGGCUUAGAAUGCGUAAAAGUGUUAAGAACGAAGAUAAAGUAAUUCAAUCUCAAAAAACUACGCCGUCGAAAAAAAUUGAUAGUACUAGCAGCGCUAGUAGUAGUUCUACGCCCAUUCGCAAACCGGACUUCGGUGAUGGAUCCGCUUUCCACCCAGGUUGGGAAGAAGAGCUUUACCGAUAUAAACGUUCUCUUCGUAUGCCUUCAAGACUUAUUGCAAUACCUAGAGGGCGUUCCGGAGGACCAUUUGUUAGAAAAACAGGUGUAUUGUUAACUAGAGGCUCCACAUCGCUCCCAGAUUUGGAUCCCGCUCCAUUGUCACCGGCACCUUCGUCAGCACCUUCAGCAGCAACUGAUGAUUUAUACGCAAGACGUCCAGAUAAAAUGACCCUUGAUAGUGAUUUAGAUUCUAAUUCAAGUUGCUCUGCUCCAAACCGUUUACAUUAUGAUUCAGAAGCUUCCACGUCUACGGUGUUUUCAUCUUCAAAACCGACUAGAAAAAGCAGCUCCAUCGUCGAUGUAUUAAUACAAAAGUGUGGAAAAAAGGAAGAUAACAAAAAGAAAUCUAAAGAAAAAGACGAUAAAACACCUAAAGUCAUACAAAAAACUUCGAAUACGACAGAGUUAUUGCCUACUCCAAGCUUGGGACUUUUAAAAAAUAGUAACAAGGGAACUUUAAGCGCUAAAAAAGAAAAAUUAAUGGAAGAAAUAUACUAUCUAGGAGCGUUUCGAAAGGAGACUGUUUCUGCAUUUAGGAAUGCUUUUAUAAAAAAUACUGACGGACUAAUUGGAGCUACAGAAGAAUUUGCGCCCGUAGUUCUCAAAUCACGGACAAGAACCGAAAGCAGAGUUCUGAAACAAAGAGCAACAAUAAAGGAAGUUUUCGGCGACGAAAGACCAGCCUCUGCCCCGCCCACAUCCUGUAGAGAUGAUAUUGAUUUACAAGAAGGGAAAGACGAUAUUGAUGUAGCAUCAAAACCAAUUAAGGAACCAGAUCCCAAAGCAAAACUCAAACCUAAAAAAAUCAUAAAAGAUAAAUUGAAGAGAAGAUCUAGUUCAAUAAGAGACGGCUUGCGGAGUACAAAAUCUUUAAAAAGAAACGACGCUAAGGGUCGUCUUCUUCGUUUAAAGAAGCGUAAUAAUCUGAUUAAGUGUUUAAAUAAUAAAAGAAUCAAAGAAAUUUCCAAUACCAAACAAAAACCUGAAGGGACAUCCACUUCGGAAGAAAAAGAAAAACCAAAAGAAGAAGGCAGUUCUUUGGGAGCUGAUGCCACCAAUACAAAAAGACGUUUCAAACGACUGUUCGGCAGAAGAAAAUUUAGUUCCGGUUUCGAUUAUAUACGAAAAAAAAAGAAAAUUAUACGGAGAGAGGAUUCCAACAAUAAAAUAAGAAGACCAGCAGUUAAACCUAGUCCCGAGUCCAUUCACGAUAUCCAUAAAGAAAUCAAAAGCUGGUUUAUCAACAAAAGUAUCGGAGAAACCCACCUCCACCGUGCCGCUAGACUGGGAUACACUGAUUGUGUCGCCUAUUGCUUAGAAAAAAUGGAAUCAGAUCCGUCUGCAAAAGAUAACGCGGGAUUCACACCUUUACAUGUGGCAGCCGCUAAGGGUCACGUGCCAAUUGCGAGACUCUUACUCCAAUACGGGGCAAACGUAUCUGCGGCUGCUCAAGGAGGCAUAAGACCUCUGCACGAGGCCUGCGAGAACUGCCACGUCGAGGUGAUACGUCUGCUUUUGGCGUACGGCGCUGACCCACUGCUGGGCACCUACGCCGGACAAACGCCCGAAGAGUUGACGGAGGGCCAGGCGACUAAGUUCUUACGACUUCACAUCGCUGACGUGCAGGGCCAGGCCAUCGAGCCGUGGAGGUUUCCACCACCCACGCACGUCAUAGAUUACGAAGAAAUAGGUUGCGACCCGUUGUCCUCCCCGCCGCCCGCGUCGCCCGCGCCUCCUCCGGACGCGACCAUAGAAAUUCAAUGCACAGAAGCGCCACUACCACCCUUCUAUAGUCUCAAAAACGGGUCCGGUCAGCCGUCGGAUGGUCUCUGGUGCCUGCUACAGGACAUUACUAAUUUAUUACAGAUAAAAUCAAAAGACAGUCUACUGAAGCAAAUCCAUUGCGGAUCUGGUUCCCCGAAGGAGUUGCUUCGUGAAAUACGAACCCAGGAGUUCUUGGAGCGAGCGCAGUGUCACCAGCUCAUCUGCGCCGGCGAGAAGGUCAACAUCCGAGCCUCCAAAGUGGCUCUGAUCAGAGUCACGGAUAAACUGCGGCAACUCUUGAAAAUAGAAACAGUGCUUGUUAGCUGACAUUAAUUUUAACUCACAACCCUCGACGUUUGAAAUGAAAAUCUCAUGUAUCAGCAUUCAAGAAAUGAAAAAUAAAACAAAAUUAAUACACAGUGCUUACUUACUAUAUGUGUCGAGAUUCUUAGUUCGAAAUCGAUCAUUACUAAAUAUUGGAAGUCACAAAUUGUAGGGAAAAAACUCGAUAUUUGUGACUUGUUCAAGUUUAACUCAACGACGUCGAUAAUGCUCGGUUGGUAUAAAUAAAUAUGUAUGAUUAAAAUAAAUGUUAAAUCGUAGGAGUUCAAAUCGAACUCAAAUAUUCCAAUAUAAACUUUAUUAAAUUGAAUAUAACGACUAAUUCUUUAUCCGGAUUGACAAAUUUAUGAAAUGUGUAUUUGUGGAGCUUUUGGUCUAUCAACGAUGAUUUUGUUUCGUCGCGACCAAAGGGAAUAUGCUCAUUCGCUCACAGUAUUGGAAGCAACAGAAGACAGUUCAAAAGAUCUUCAACUCUGGACUGACUACUGUAACGUAACUUUGUAUCUCAUUUAAGAACAAUAUUCUGUUAUAUUAGUUUCAUGAGACUGUAUAAUUUAAGGGCAGCCAUUGUGUAAUCAUUAAUUUCAUUUUUCUGUUAUGAUCUAGCUUUUGUAACGCUUCAACGAUCCGUUGAAAAUGACUAAUUGAAAUUUUGUCAUUACGUUUUAUUUACGGAUGUUUUGUACGAAAUUAUUUGAACAACUGCUGUAAAUAUUGUAUAUAAAAAUUAAAAAGAUUUCUUUUGCGUAUAAAUGUUGCUUUAAAUGUAUGAUAUUCUCAUGGGUGCUAUUUAAAUUGGUGUAUGGUUUAUCGGGUAGUGUAAGUAUUUCGCUUGCUGCGUUUAGUUCUGUAAGUAGAUUUUCAUAGUAAAGUAAUAGUUACCAUAAAAUAAGUUGUUAGCAUAAUCUUUGUGUGUGCAAUAGUAUACGUGAGAACUUAACACGGUGAGAAUGAAUUUGAUGCGGGCGUUAUGUCAGUCACAGGGUCGGAUUAAAGCCUUAGAACGAAUUGCACUCGGUGUCAUCUAAUGAAGACAAGCGCACUUGUCUUGUGCGCGUAAAGCACUCCAGUGCAGUCGUCUGAUAACUGCACUCUCCAGUGAUAUGUUCAUUUAGUAAAUUUUUUGUACAUCACCUAAGUACAGUUAUAAAAUAAAUAAAAAUUGUUGGGAUUAUGCUAAAUAGAAAAUUUGCAAUCUAUAAAUAAAAAAAAACUACAUAUUAUUAUAUAUAUUAUUUUUUGUUUCCUUGUUAUGUUUGCUAAUGUUCUUUGAUCGAAAUAUGUUUAUAGAAAUAUUUUUCUUUAUAUGUAAAACAUAUGAUUUAUGUUUUAUUUAAAAAAAUAUAUUAUAUUAAAUCAACUUUUUUAUUUUUUAUGAAAUCAAAUUAUAAAGCAUAUCUACUGUAAAUAAAAUUGAAUAAUAAUUAAAAUAACAAAAAACUAUUUUGUAAUUUAUUAAGGAGCAAAAUCAGAAUGCACUCAAUGAAAUCAUGAUGUAUUGAAUAAUUGAUAUAAUAAUUUAAACUCUGAUAUUUACAUAUUAUUUUGGGAUAUACGAGUAUUUGGCGUAGCACGAGGUCAUAAUCCGCCCUAAUAUCCUUCUUUGUGGAGAAUAUAAUGAAGAAGUACAUUGUUGAUCUGUGAUGACGUAUUAUUAGUGGAAACUAUCAUGAGUGCGGAAAUGGUGGGAAUUUAUUGAAAUAAAUGUUGUAAAAGUGCUGUAUGUGUACUUUCCGAAUGAAACACGCGUAAUACUAUGUUUUAGCAUUAUCUACAAUGUAAGUAUUAUUGUAAUUAAUGACACAUUUCUUGUUGAUAAUAUGGAAAAUAAAAAUGUGAAUGUUCAUAAUUCAAUAAAAAAUGAUUAUUUAAAACCUUUCA
Bombyx mori (domestic silkworm) is the source of this 8961-nucleotide messenger RNA. RefSeq lists its product as uncharacterized. Gene Ontology annotation, cellular component: nucleus. Lineage: Eukaryota; Metazoa; Arthropoda; Insecta; Lepidoptera; Bombycidae. The transcript has 8 exons. Gene Ontology annotation, biological process: negative regulation of transcription by RNA polymerase II. Gene Ontology annotation, molecular function: protein binding; transcription corepressor activity. The record is from RefSeq and is a predicted model, not a curated record. The coding region runs from base 754 to 7065 and encodes 2103 amino acids.